AAAGAGAGCUGAGAGAACUUAUAUCAAUAAUCAUAUUUCAUGGAUAAAAGAAACAGAAAAGAUAAAAAAAAAGAGCAGCCAGCCUGACAGACAGCACAUAUCAUCCUCUCCUUGCUUGGUCUCUUACCCACAAAAACCCAACACAUUGCUUUUCUCCCUCCACGCACGGUUCCUUCUUUCCCCUUUUUGGAUUCGCAAAGCUUUUGGGGGCACUGAUCACUAACUGGGUCUGAAGAUUUUCGGGGCGCUUGGCCCCGGAAGAAAGCAGAAAGGAAAAUGUACUCUGGGAUUCAUUCGCUUGAUGGGAGCGUCGGCCAUGAAGAUUUACAGGGAUCUCUUGAAGGCACUAAUCUACCUGGUGACGCUUGUCUGGUUCUCACUACCGAUCCGAAGCCUCGGUUACGAUGGACAGCUGAGCUCCAUGAGAGAUUUGUAGAUGCUGUUACUCAACUGGGUGGCCCUGACAAAGCAACACCAAAAACCAUUAUGAGGACAAUGGGUGUAAAGGGCCUUACCCUGUAUCAUUUGAAGUCUCAUCUACAGAAAUAUCGUCUGGGGAAGCAAUCAUGCAAGGAGUUCACUGAGAGUUCUAAAGAUGCCUCUUCUGUUGCAGAAAGUCAGGGUGCUGUUUCAUCAUCUUCAUCAGCAUCAUCAAGAAUGAUGGCUCAAGACUUAAAUGAUGGUUACCAGGUUACUGAGGCUUUGCGGGUGCAAAUGGAAGUCCAAAGAAGAUUGCAUGAGCAGCUGGAGGUCCAGCGACAUCUCCACCUUCGGAUUGAAGCGCAAGGAAAAUAUCUGCAGUCCAUACUUGAGAAAGCCUGCAAGGCUCUCAAUGAGCAAACCAUAGCAUCAGUUGGGCUUGAAGCUGCCAGGCAAGAGCUCUCUGAAUUGGCCAUCAAAGUUUCUAAUGACUGUCUGGGUAUGGUCCCACUCGACACCAUCAAAAUGCCUUCCUUAUCUGAGAUUGCUGCAGCUCUUGAAGAGAAAUCUGCUUCAAACGGGCCAACUCGGAUUGGGGAUUGCUCUGUUGACAGCUGCCUGACAUCAACUGGAAGCCCAGUAUCUCCAAUGUGCAUGGGUUCACAAGCUGCAAUGAUGAAGAAAAGAUCAAGGCCCAUGUUUGGCGGAGAUUCACUGGCUUGGGAAAGUGAUAUGCGGCAAGAUGUUGAGUGGAUGUUGCCAGGCAUUCGAUGAAAGGCAGGAGCAGUCCCAUGAAGAACAAAUGACAGAAGUUCCAUGGUGACUAAUCUGAACCUUUCAUUGUGGCAACUGUAACAUGAUAGAUCUGUAUAUUCUCUAUACAGAUCUUUGUAUUUGGGAACACAUCUCACUUGCAAUGGAGUGGCAUUAUGCUCAGUCGUUCAUGAAAUAUCCAUCUUUUAUGUAUGUGAGCUAAGUAAUAGCCAUUUCUUAUAUAUAAUCAAUAUUUGUUUGAAGUUUAAA
This is a messenger RNA of Nelumbo nucifera (sacred lotus), 1443 nucleotides long. RefSeq names its product protein PHR1-LIKE 3-like. The record is from RefSeq and is a predicted model, not a curated record. NCBI's taxonomy places the organism in Eukaryota, Viridiplantae, Streptophyta, Magnoliopsida, Proteales, Nelumbonaceae. Gene Ontology annotation, molecular function: DNA binding; DNA-binding transcription factor activity.